AUGGCCAGUUUCGAAGUGAAUGAGGAUUGCAAAAGGAUGUCCAUUCUUCUAUUUCUUCUCGCCAUUCCUGGUCUUCUAGCGUUUCAGGUCUUAGAUGAACAUUACUGGAACAAGGUUUCUGCAGAAGACUUGACAGAAAGUUUGAAUAUAGAACUUAACAAAAGGGUUGCUAAAAAUGUCAUCCUCUUCAUCGGUGAUGGGAUGGGACCAAAUACUGCCACAGCCGCAAGGAUCUACAAGAAACAUGAAUAUGGAUACCUUUCCUGGGAGAGAUUUAAUCAUGUCGGCGCAUUAAAGACUUAUUCUAAUGACAAGCAAGUCCCUGACUCAGCUUGUUCAGCGACGGCCUUAUUUUCUGGAGUCAAAACUAAUAUUCACACACUAGGUGUACACUCAACCGUGAAGAAAGCUGACUGUGAUAGCAGUAUUCUUAAAGAAAACCAUGUUGUUACUCUCGCAACACUAGCUCAAGACGCUGGGAAAGCAACUGGUAUUGUUACUACAACUCGUGUUACUCAUGCUACACCAGCCGCAAUGUAUGCGCACUCAUCACAUAGAGACUGGGAAUGUGAUACUAGUUUGCCCUACAGUGCUAGCAAGUGCAAAGAUAUUGCAAGACAGCUGGUAGAAGAUGAGCCCGGAAAUAAUUUUAAUGUGGUAAUGGGUGGCGGGAGGCAGCUACUCAUGACAGAUCCUCCUUCGACUCCUGAUGACCCCAUAGCAGAAGGAAUAGGAACCUGUAAAAGGGUGGAUGGUCUCAACCUCAUAGCAGAAUGGACUCGAAGAAUGGAGGAUAAAAGAGUAAGAUUUGCACUGCCCAAAAAUAGAAAGGAGCUAUUAGACUUGGACACAAGCAAGACCGAUUAUGUCUUAGGUAUUUUCUGUAAUGACCACUUUCCGUACUCUUACAAAGUCAAUUAUUCUGACACAUCAGUACCUACUUUAGAAGAAAUGACUACAAAAGCUAUCAAAGUACUCAACAACAAUAAAAAUGGAUUCUUUUUAAUGGUGGAAGGUGGCCUAAUUGACCAAGGCCAUCACAUUGGUAAAGCUCGUAUUGCUGUCAGUGAAACAGUCCACUUCAGCAAAACUAUAAAAAGUACGAUGGAGCUGCUUGAGGCUGCCGGUAUCUUAGACGAAACACUCGUUAUCGUAACCAGUGACCAUUCUCACACUCUCACCAUCAGUGGUUACCCUAACAUAGGAUCUAGCAUUUUUGGUCUGGCUGGCAUAUCUAAAACUGAUAAGUUACCUUUCACCACGCUCAGUUAUGCCAUUGCAGCAAAAGACAAUAUGAAAAUGAGAGUGGUAAAUGGUACCCUUGUAAGAGAAGACCCUUCUAAGGUGGAUACAACCUCAUACGAGUACGGAACUCAAGGUGCAGCGCCAAAUCGAGUGAAUGUUCAUGGAGGAAGUGAUGUGCUUGUAUAUGCAACAGGUCCAAAUGCAUACCUUUUUCAUCGUAUGCAUGAACAGACAUAUGUGGCUGAAGUGAUUAAGUAUGCUUUGCGUAUCGGCAAAUACUCUCCAAAGCCAGUUCCCGCUGAGUACCAUAGCUCAAAAUCUUCAAAAUUGAUGUCGUCAGUUAUAUUGUUAAUUAUGGUGCAAUUAAUUUUUAGUUUAAAAAAAUUAAUGUAAUCUAUCAAAUUGUUAGUACCUGUUCUAUAGGUAUUAUUUUUAUGAAAAAAUUGAAUCCGUUUUAGAUUCAAGAUUAUUUAUUUAUUGAAAUUUAAUGGUCAUUUUAAGUUUUAAUUAUAAAGCUUAAAUUCUGAAUCUUUGUUUUGUAAACUUGUAAGUGUAUUUAUUUAGUAAUAAAUCAUUAAACAGUAUAAGAAUACUAUUUAUGAAUAAAUUAUUAUGAUAUCAAUUUUCAAAUUUUUAUGUCUGAAAUACUGUACCAUUGAGAUAAUUUCACAGAUAUAGUAACUUAUAGUCCAUGACACAAACCCCUUUUAAUCAAAUCAUUAACAUCCGCCUGACACUUCAUAAAUAUCUUCAUCUCAUUGUAACGUACAAAUAUUUUAUUUACAAAAAUUCUCAGAAUUGCGGCAUUUUCAAUCUAGAGGUCGCCAUAUUUUGCCUGUUUAAUUAGGUACAAAAAACUCGUAAAUACCCAUUUGCUUUCCAUUUGAAUUGUAAAAUAACUUGAGCACAAAGUUGGGAAAAAAGGUGGUCUUCAAAAAUAUUGAGCCAUUUGGUGUGAUCUACACCCCCAAAUUGUCAAAGUAACAAAGUUAUAUAAGCCAAAUGGCCCAAUAUUUUUUUGGCCAUCUUUUUUAUAGAUUUUGUGAUAAAAUUAUCUUACAAUCCAAUAGGAAAGCAAUUGGAUAUUUACAAGUUUUUAGUACCUAAUUAAAAAGGCAAAGUUUGCCGAUCUCCAGAUUGAAAACACCUCAAUUCCGGGAAUUUUCGUAAAUAAAAUAUUUGCAGGUUACGAUGAGAUGAAGCUAUUUACAAAGUUUGAGGCGGAAGUUAAUAAUUUGAUAAAAAGGGGUCUGUACCAUGGACUAUUAUUAUAAGUAUUAUGGUAUAAUUUAUAUUUAAUAUAGAUUUAUAUUGUUCACUUUUUAUCAUGAAAGAAUGGUUUUGUAUAUGUAUAUAAUUUACGAAAACAUCCAUAGUGCUUCUUAUAAUUUUUUAUAUUAAACAACCAAUAUAUAUAGAGCUCUAUGUGCUAUAAACUAGGAUAAGUCUAUCCUAGCAUUUAUUGGAGUAAGUAUCAUUUCUGGACUGUAAAACUGAGAAAAAUAAUAUUAUGAAAUUCAUUUGACUCUUAUAAGAAAGAAGAUAGAACUAAAACUGAAAAGAUCAAUGAAUAAUCUAAAGUAAUGAAGAUCUGGUCCUUAAAUAUUAAAGAAUAUAUCAUUUAUAACCAGCAAUAUCCUGUACGCUUAAUAUCAAUAAAUUUUAAUUGUAUUUAAAUAUAAAUAAUUCAAAUUAUGGUUAUUAAAUAUGAUCGUUAUUUUUAUUUAGUUAUUUCAUAGCUAAUCACUGAUUAUAGUUUUGUCAGAGAUUUGAAUCCACUAAAGGCAGAAAAUGAAAGAGAUUAUACCAAAUGAAGGACAACAAUAUGAAAUAAAAAGUAGAUAACUAAGAGAAGAUAAAGAACAAUUCGAGAGCUCUCAAUGAUUUGUUUUUUUGUCAAAAAUUAAAUUAUUUGAAUGGUAAAAAUUAUUUCAUAGUCAUUAGAUUUUAUUUGAUGGUUGAAUUACAUAAAGUUUAUUUUAUUGUAUAAUUUUAAAUUAGUUUCAUGACAAAAUGUGUUUUGUUUUUAUCUUUUAUAAUAUCAAUGAGUAUAUUUUUAUUUUGUUCUUAAAAUAUAUACUAUUUUGACAAUUUCAUUAUGUGUUACAAAUUAUCAUCAUUAAG
Molecule: messenger RNA, 3369 nt
Organism: Nezara viridula (southern green stink bug)
Lineage: Eukaryota; Metazoa; Arthropoda; Insecta; Hemiptera; Pentatomidae
Source: the annotation of a GenBank genome assembly